Messenger RNA from Acaulospora colombiana, 1116 nucleotides. NCBI's taxonomy places the organism in Eukaryota, Fungi, Glomeromycota, Glomeromycetes, Diversisporales, Acaulosporaceae. The record is from the annotation of a GenBank genome assembly.
AUGGCCGAUACGUCCAACGACUCCCGUGCUCAAAAUGGUGUGAGCAACGCCACAAACGAAUCAGCAGCCCAACAAAUGGUCUUAGCUAUCGGGUCCCUUGGAAGUGCAAAGGAUUCAACCUAUACUGAUUUGAUUUCAAGUCUCCGAUCUGAUGUGGAUAAAUAUAUGGUAGAUAGGAUUUUGGAAGGAGCGGUGGAACCGCGCCCCAAUCGAUACCAAAAGGCGUACAUUGUACUUACAUCGGACGACUAUGUCUCUUUGGUCAAUAGUCUACCACAGCUAUUCGAGUUCAUCGCUCAGUCCCUUGCCCCUUCUGCGGAGCUCCGGAUCGAUGGUGCACCUCCGAAUUCCAACAUCGCCGACAUCCUAUCUUCUAAUGGUCUUACCAUCGCCUCUCAAUCAGGAUCAGACUCUCAGAUCACCGCUACCAAGCCUACAUCGCCACCAACUACCACAUCAAGCAGUCUUCCCCCCCAAUCCAUCGCCCUUCCCAAACGCAACUCUGCCAAAUCUCAAAAAGCUGCCAUUUGGAGCUUUACAACACCCUCUACGCCUACCAUUGAUCCGUCUACUUUACUUCAACCCUCGGAUCUUGCUCGGCCGGAGGCAAAGAAUUCCAAGGUAGUAAUGCUGAAUGGGCAGGUAGAUGGCGAGGCAGUGGUUAUGAGCCAGGAUGAAAAGGCAAGGUUGCUGGAAGCUGCCAAGAUGGCGAGCAAGGCGACAACUGGAGCCAGUGAGGAGCAAGCUCAAGGCACUCAGUCCAUCUUCGUCAAAUUUCUUCUGGUCCUCUGCCCAUGUAUCUUGAGGGGAGUGUGUAUGUUUGCUAAGCACAUCUGUUAUCAGCCCUGGAACCCAGCUUGGACAGCUAUAUGGAUAUGCAUCCAAGAGUGCACCGAUCCCAAGUAUAGCACUGUGCAAUGUACGGAUGGAUGCCUGAUAUUUCGGGUCAUCGCGGGGAGCGCAGAAUGCCAGAUAGAGUACUUUAUGAGGGUUAGCCUGGCUCUAGGAAACGGAUCAGGAACCUACGUGGCUGCUGUCUCUCGUACUGAUAUAUUCUCGUCAUCCAAGCAUUUACAGACGACCUUUAAAUCCAUGAGUAUAUUAUGGUACAGCUGA